This is a messenger RNA of Pseudonaja textilis, 2045 nucleotides long. The record is from RefSeq and is a predicted model, not a curated record. Lineage: Eukaryota; Metazoa; Chordata; Lepidosauria; Squamata; Elapidae.
UCUCAGGCACAUGGCCCUGACACUGGUCCUCCUAGUUGGCGUAUGUCUGUGUCCAGGCAGUCCUGGCUUACUUCUAAAUCAUGGUUUAACCAAACCUGGUCGAUUUCAAGGUUUGAUGCAGGAGAGUCCAUGUAACUUAAAUGUUUUUGCCUCCUUUCCCCAAAGACGUUUCAAGAGUUUUGCCUGCUUUUGGGGUCUAGUUUGCAAAACUGCCUUCCUGUCCCAAACUCUGGUUAUUUAGAGAUUGAAAACAGCAUCUGGGAUUGUGCUUCUUAAAUUUUGCUGCGGAUGGACUAUAUGAUGUGUCUAAUAAACCCCCUUACAUAGUAAUUACUUUGAUCGGCAGAUACUCCCUGGUUAUUAUUGUUUUUUUAACUCUCUUUCUUUGCAUUUACGUUUAGUAUUUUUGAAUGAUACAAGUUUUUAUAAACCUUUGUGUGGAGCAAGAAGAGGAGGAAUGGCGUCUGCAAAAGUGAAGAUGACCAAGAACAAGGAUAACAUCCCCCAUGAGUUAGAGAGCCAGUUUAUUUUGCGGCUGCCUUCGGAAUAUGCUUCUACGGUGCGGAGGGCUGUUCAGUCUGGGAGCGUCAACUUGAAGGACAGGCUCACAAUUGAAUUGCAUGCGGAUGGCCGUCACGGAAUUGUGCGAGUAGAUCAGGUCCCCUUAGCUGCCAAGUUGGUGGACUUGCCUUGCAUCAUGGAAAGCUUGAAAACCAUCGACAAGAAGACCUUCUAUAAGACGGCUGACAUUUGCCAGAUGCUUGUGUGCACUGUGGAUGGAGAACUCUACCCUCCUUUGGAGGAGCCGUCCGUGAGCACUGAUGCUAGAGCCAACAAGAAGAAGGAUAAGGACCGGGAGAAGAAGUUCAUCUGGAACCAUGGCAUUACGCUCCCGUUGAAGAACGUCCGGAAGAGGAGGUUCCGGAAGACAGCUAAGAAGAAGUAUAUCGAGUCUCCGGAUGUAGAGAAAGAAGUCAAGCGCCUUCUCAGCACAGAUGCCGAAGCCGUCAGCGUCCGCUGGGAAGUGAUUGCCGAAGAUGAAACAAAGGAAGCCGAGAAUCAUGGGUUACUUACAGGCCUGGAUAUUUCUUCUCCUGGCAUGACCGGGCAUAAGCAAGGCCAUGGAUCUUCAGCAGAACGUGACGAACUCCGGGAGAUGUUCAAUGAAAUCAGCAGCAGCAGCAGCGACGAAGACGAGAGGGAUCACCACGACGAUGAAGAUCUGAACGUGAUGGAUACGGAGGAAGACUUGGAGAGGAGGCUGCAGGGCAAGCUGAACGAAUCCAGCUCCCAGCAGCAAGAGAACGAAGGAACCAGCCAAAUCGCCAUUGGAAUCCAAAAGCAAAUCGACAACUUGAAGGGCAAGCUGCAGGAGACUCAGGAGCGCAGGAAACGCCAAGAAGACCUCAUCAUGAAAGUGGAGAACCUGGCACUCAAGACGCGCCUCCAAGCUGUGUUGGAUGAGUUCAAACAACAGGAAGAGCGAGAGAAGCAGCAGCUGGCGUCUCUUCAAGAGCAGCUAGAAGCGCUGAUAGAAAAAUGAACCGAUAAACUCCCGAGAAACUCAGAGGUUGACAAAGAAGUUCCUUUUUUUGGGUGCCGUGGCCUGCAGAUUCUUCAGGGGAGACUCCACAUAACUUCUGAGCCGAUGAGCAAAUUCCUUGCAGAAAUCUAGAGAAACAUCUAGCCAGGCUCCAGGAGUUGUGGCUUACAAAUACCACACGUAGAACAUUGCAGAAAACGUGAAUGUUUCGGAAAGAAUAGAAUUUCCUGGAAGAUGGCCACAAAAACUGUGUUCGUUGCUGAGAGCACAAUUCACUUCGGGACAAUCUUUGGUUCUUUUCCAGCUUUGCAUCUUGUUUGUUUUCUGAUGAGCCAGUGUUGCAAUGUUUUAAGUAGCAUGAAAUCCAUUCUUUCUGGCAUGAGGGAUGAUAACACUCUGCAUAUUUGUAAAUACUGAUGGUGUGAGACAAAUCCCCCUAACAUUCCCCUUUACACAUUCUUCUUUUUGUCUUCAGGAGGGUUGUGAAAUAAAAACAAAGUUU